CUGCUGGCUGGGUUCACGGGAAAUCCGAUCUCGAGAGAAGGUAACGCUGUAGCGCCAAACCUCUCCGGUGACAACCGCUCCGGAUUCUCCUGGCUCCCUCUGCUGGUUUAAACCAUGGAUACCCGGAACCUCUCGUUCCUAGGUUUGCUUUUGUCUGUAGCGAGCUCCUGAAAAUCUCGUAACAACGAGGUUAAGGUCCCUUUUUUAGCCUCGCCUUUCCAGGUGUCACGCUGUCUGGCUCUCUGGUUUCUCCUAGUUGAGGGAAGUACGUUGAUUUUCCCUGUGCAGAUAAGAGGUGGUGUCGACACCACGUAGUCUGUUUAAUGGCUUUAAAGAGAACAGCAAUAAAAUGGGAGAAUCCUGAGGCUGAACUAGAGAGUAUUCAAAAAUCUGGUGUUUAACUAAAUAGGCUGAAGGGAAAAGUUAUUUUGCCUUCAUAUACACCUUUGUGUCUAUAUGUAUAUAUGUGUGCAUGUAUGCAUACAUUUAUACAUGUAUUUAUAUGCCAAUACAGGAGCGUAUGUAUAUAUUUAUAUAUAAAACCAAAUGUGUGUGUAUGUAUAUAAAACCACACCUGUUUGCAGUUGCCUCAGCUCUGAAAUUAUCGUUCAUAAUGAACACUUGAAUGGUAGCCUGCAGUUUUAGAUAAGUUAACGUGAUAUGAAUAGCGUUGCUGCUGCUGUUCAGCAUAAAGAACUUUAAGAGUUGUAGGCACUUCCUUUUGGCUCUAUGCUUCCUUAUUCUCGGGAAGCUUGACUGCCAUCUGCAGCAUGGGGAGGACCGGGUUGGAACGGACGUUUUAGGAGCUUUCCCAGACAUCAGCAGUGUAAAUCACUUGUCUGAUGCUGAGAUCUAAACUGGUCCCAGCAGCCUUAAGUACUUGGAAAACGUGCAUAGAGAUCAUCUUUUCUUUGGUUGUUUUAUGUAUCAGCAAAUGGAAUUUCUGGCAAGGUUCAGAUUCUGAUUACCCUCUCAAUACUCACAUUUUGACUUUGAUAUAAAUGUCGAGUGUGUGUGAUGUUUGAUUUACAUGGUCAGGUUAAAUCUCUGAUUGGCGACUCAAGCCCGUUGUUGGUAUUACUCUGGUGUUUCACAUCACUGAUGUUGCUGCCUGACUGUGAAAGGUACCAGAAGUUUGAAUUUGAGUAAGGUGUUCAGGCCCGAAAAGGAAAAUGUAUCUUGGACUCUGGUCAUCAAACCUCAGUGUUCAUCUAGACCUGCAGAUAGGAAUUUAUUGUUUAAUCUGUUUUUGUUCUAAAGAAUAUAUACAGUUGUCUGUUCAGUUGUACUAUAACAAGUGCUCUAAAUGCUGUAUUUUUAGCAAGAGCAUAUCAACUGUUGAAUCUGAAAACUGCAAUGUGUAAUCCAUUGGAAUGUGUUUCAGCAAGCUCCAAAUUAAAAUAAUUUCCAGGAGUCUUUGACGCUACUACCUGAUAAAUAAAAGGGGGGGGUGGGGGUCAGUGAUGACAUACAAACAUACUUUUUUGGAGCUGUAAGUGGGAAGAGAAAAAAUGCUGAAUACAUGUGGUUAUCACUGCUGGAAGUGUUUAUGUAAAAGUGUAAGGUUAUUUUUUGUAUGCUCUUGCUAUAGCUGAAGCAUUGCUCUUGGGUCUAUUGCGUACUGAGCAAAGAGGAGUUGAGGACAUGUCUCAAUAAUGAAUUAAGGUAACUUUGUAGUACAAGAUUAUCUUUUUUCUGUACUGCAUUCAAAACAGCGGGGCCUCAUCCUGGUUGCAUCCUCUGUGCACGGUAGUACACAAACAUUAAAGAAUACAGAAGAUAAAAAUGACAGGAGCUUCUUGGCAGCACAAGGGAAGCCCUGUGUUCGCACCUCACUGAAAUUUUCUCCAGCUGCCAGUUGAUGUUUUCUGUCACGAUGUUUUAGUCUGUGUAAGUCCUCUGCAGUCCUCUGACCAGCUCUGUUCCCGCCUGCCCCUGCUCAGUAGUUUAGAUUCCCAUCGCUGUAUGUCUCUCUCCUGCUGCUCUGUGUAUCUCUCUGGAUCCUUGCUUCUCCCUGUGCAUACAAAUCAAUACUGCUUAUUUCCUCUUUCACCCAUUAGCGCCAAGGAGAAGGGGAGGGGGCUAGGAAGGACCAGAAAACCAGUCUUUUCAAGUUCUAGUAAAGCAGCUGUGGCUCUGUCCCUGCCCCUUAGACCAGCCCUCUGACUUCCAGAGAGGCUUUCCUACUCCUGACCCUGCACGGAGCGCUCCAAAGCCUGCCUUUUUGUAUUGGUUGCUGUAUAAGCAGAGGCACAGCACUGCUGAGAGAGGAUGUAGAUGUUCUUUUGAAUAUUUGGAGAUUGCAGGGGUGAGGAAAUAAAUCGCCUUCUCCUCCCUCUGAUGGGGUCCUGCACUUAGUCACCUCACCAGAUCUCUCCAGGAAGAAGUACAACCUGGCCUGUGUUGACACAGAUAACUUGAUUUGACAAGAGUAGGGAAGAUAACAGAAAGGAAGAUGCAGUUGGCUCUUUCCCAGCAAAUCAGUAGCUGUCACAUCCCCAGACCGUACCUUAGGUUAGCUUUUUUUUCUUUGCUCUUGCUUGCUUCCUCUAGCCGUUAGUUCAAAACAGCUGUUAGUCUUCGGAAGCAAAGACUUAAGUGGAAUUGCCUGUGAUUUUUAUUUCUGUUCUAGCAUACAUUUGUGGCCUGCUCCUUGCUGGAGAUUUAUCAACCUGCUUCGUUCCUAGGCUCAGGUUUAUAGGUAUGAUGAGACAUGUUUCUGCUAGUUCCACACUUUCACAAAAAAGUUUGUUGAUGUGGAUGACUUGGAAAUGGAUAGGUGACACUUCCAGUUAGAGGAUGGUUUGAAAGCAAAUGCAAAGACACCUUGUCACUGUCAGCCUAGAUUGGUAGGAAAACUUACCAGGCUUUUUUCAUUUAGAGCAUAUUAAUAAAAAAGUUAUUGCUAUAAUAAUCUAGUAAUUGGUAUACCACUAAUAAUUGGUAUACUAAGGUAGUGGCCUUCUACAAUGGAAGUGGACAAGGGAAGAACUACUGGUGUUAUCUACAUGGCCUUCUGUAAGGCCUUCAACACAGUAUCACAUAACAUUCUUGUCUCCAAAUUAGAGAUGGGUUUGACGGUGGACUGUUAGAAGGCUAAGGAGUUGGCUGGCUGGCUGUGUCCAAAGAGUUGCAGUCAAUGGCUCAAAGUCUAAAGGGAAAUUGGUAACGAGUGGUGUCCCUCAAGGGUCCAUACUUUGACCAAUACUAUGUAAUGUCAUCGUCGGCGACACAGGCAGUGGCAUUGAGUGUGGCCUCAGCAAGUUUGCAGAUGACGCCAAGUUGAGUGGUGCAGUUGAUUCGCUUGAGGGAAGGGAUGCCAUCCAGAGGGACCCUGACAGGCUUGAGGAGUGGGCCAGCUGAUGAUGUUCAAAAAGGCUAAGUGCAAGGUCCUGCACCUGGGUCAGGGCAAUACCCAGUAUCAGUACAGAAUGGGGAAUGAAUGGAUUGCGAUCAAUCCUGCGAAGAAGGACUUGGGAAUAUUGGUAGAUGAAAAAUUAGGUGUGAGCCAGCGAUGUGUGCUUGUAGCCCAGUUUUCCAGUCAUAUUCUGGGCUGCAUCAAAAGAAGCGUGGCCAGCAGGUUGAGGGAGGUGAUUCUCCUCCCUCUACUCAGCUCUCGUCAGAUCCCACGUGGAGCACUGUGUCCAGCUCUGGGGUCCCCAGUACAAGACAGACAGGGGCCUGUUGGACUGGGCCCAGAGGAGGCCAUAACAGUGAUCAGAGGGCUGGAGCACUUCUGUGAAGAAAAGCUGAGAGCAUCGGGUUUGUUCAGCCUGGAGAAGAGAAGACUCUGGGGAGGCAUUGUUGCAGUCUUUCACUAUAUAAAAGGGGAUUGUACAUAAGAAAGAUGGAGGGAGACUUUUUACCAGGGCCUGCAGUGACAGGACAAGAGGCAGUGGUUUUAAACUGAAAGCGGGUGGGUUUAGAUUGGCUGUGAUGAAGAAAUUCCUUACUAUGGGGGUGAUGAGACACUGGAACAGAAGAAAUGUGGAUGCUCCAUCCCAGGAAGUGUUGGAUGGUGCUUUCAGCAACCUGGUGUAGUGAAAGAUGUCCCUGCCCACGGCAGGGGUGUUGGAACCACAUGAUCUCUAAAAGUCCCUUGAACCUAAACCAUUCUAUGAUUUUAUUUACCUGGUGCAACCCUAAUUAAUGCUUUGACUGUCUUCUGCAGUGCCUGUUCACUCCAUUGUGUCUAGUGUAGAUGCAAAUAAUAACAAUUUUGAGCAGCAAACUUCUUAGCAUAAAUUAAAUAACUAGAAUAACUUGUUUUUCCUCUGCGCUAAGACUUAAGUAGCUACUGUGUAAUCUUGUAUGUUGUACUGCAAAGUUGCAAGUUGACAUUAAAAAUGUAGGUAGUAUGUUUCAUUUAUGAAAUAGAAUAGAUAAGUCUAACCAUUAAUCUUUGUUUCAGAUAUUUUUGUUGCAAGUAGAUAAAAUGGCGACAUUAAUUCACACUUUAGCAGAUCAUAGUGAUGAUGUCAACUACUGUGCCUUCUCAUCAUCGUGCUUGGCUACUUGUUCCUUGGACAAAACAAUUCGCAUUUAUUCUUUAAACGACUUUACUGAGCUUCCGUACUCGCCUUUAAGAGGUCAUACGUAUGCUGUCCACUGCUGCUGCUUCUCUCCAUCAGGACGUGUUUUAGCUUCAUGUUCAACAGAUGGCACCACUGUGGUUUGGGACACUCGCGAUGGCCGGAUGCUGGCAGUGCUAGAGCAGCCCAGUGGCAGUCCUGUUCGAGUCUGCCGAUUUUCUCCUGAGUCCACAUACCUAGUGUCAGGGGCAGCGGAUGGGAGUGUAGUUCUUUGGAACAUGCAGUCAUUGAAACUGUACAGAUCGGGGAGUGUUAAAGAUGGUUCUUUGGUGGCCUGUGCAUUUUCUCCUAAUGGAAAUUUCUUUGUCACUGGAUCAUCGUGUGGUGAUUUAACCAUUUGGGAUGAUAAAAUGAGGUGCCUGUAUAAUGAAAAAGCACAUGAUCUUGGCGUUACCUGCUGUGAUAUUUCUUCACAGCCGAUUUCUGAUGGUGAACGUGGAUUCAGAUACUUCCAGAUGGCUUCUUGUGGUCAAGAUAAUCAGAUCAAACUCUGGUUUAUUUUGUUUGCAGAUCUCCCAGGUGUUGAAUUAAAAUACAAAUGCACAUUGAAUGGACAUUCUGCCCCGGUUCUGGCUUGUGCAUUUUCUUACGAUGGGCAGAUGUUAGUUUCAGGGUCUGUGGACAAGUGUGUCAUAAUACAUGAAACUAGUACUGGCAAUACCCUUCAUACUUUGUCUCAGCAUACCAGAUAUGUUACAACCUGUGCUUUUGCACCACAUAGUCCCUUACUUGCCACAGGUUCAAUGGAUAAAACUGUGAACAUAUGGCAGUUUGACCUUAAGCAACCCUGUGCAGGAAAUACUGUACAAAAUGAGUCUAAGCUGGCUGUUGAGGACUGGUCAGAGGAUGAUGUUUCAGCCUGGCUUCAUGCACAAGACUUGGCAGACUUUGUCGAGCUUUUCAAGAUGAAUAACAUUGAUGGCAAGGAGCUGCUGAAUCUUACUAAAGAAAGUCUGACUAAUGAAUUAAAAAUUGAGUCUCUAGGCCGGCGCAGCAAAGUCCUCCAGAAGAUUGAAGAACUGAGGAUGACAAUGGUCUCUGUUUCUGCUACCAUCCCUGAUGAGUUCUUAUGUCCUAUAACAAGGGAGCUUAUGAAGGACCCUGUCAUUGCAGCAGAUGGCUAUUCCUAUGAAAAGGAAGCAAUGGAGAACUGGAUCAGCAAUAAAAGACGCUCCAGUCCCAUGACAAAUCUGCCUCUCCACUCGCUUGUGCUUACGCCAAACAGGAUGCUAAAAAUGGCCAUCGGCCGCUGGCUGGAGACUCAGCAGAAACACAGCUGAACCACUUUGUUUUGCAGUUGUUUAUGGAAGUUAAUUGCAAUUGUCUGUAGCUGAAGGAAAUAGUUGUGUCAGAAACAGCUGCAAAGAAGAAAUUGUGUUUUUGUUCUGAUCUGUGUCU
Egretta garzetta (little egret) is the source of this 5990-nucleotide messenger RNA. RefSeq names its product WD repeat, sterile alpha motif and U-box domain containing 1 (gene WDSUB1). Lineage: Eukaryota; Metazoa; Chordata; Aves; Pelecaniformes; Ardeidae. The transcript is spliced from 11 exons. The record is from RefSeq and is a predicted model, not a curated record. The coding region runs from base 4436 to 5872 and encodes 478 amino acids. Gene Ontology annotation, molecular function: ubiquitin-protein transferase activity; protein binding. Gene Ontology annotation, biological process: protein ubiquitination.